GGAGGAGGCAGCUUACUGUUCCGGGUAAGAAGGCAGGUGCUCCUCCAGGAACCAAUGCAGCCAGCCAGCCAGCCUCUUGGAGUGAGAAAGCUGCAGGGACCUCAAGGCUGCACCUAGUGGGAAGGGGCCAGCAGAGCUUGCCUAAUCUAGAGGCUUGGACUCCAGGGAGAAGAACGUAGAUUGGACAGCUGGAUGGGAAUGAAGCCUGAGGAACAUUACCAGAACUCCUCAGAAGGGCAAGGGUGCUGCCUUCUGUCGCAGGCAGUCCAUCUUGGGGCAGCCUGUAUUGUAUGGGAGAUGGAGGAGGAAGGAUACCUAGGAGGUCAGCAGGUCUUUACCAGCCUUAGGCAGCCAGGAACACUCUUCUGGGACUGACACCCAAAAGAGCCCCAGUAGGUGAGAGCUGCCAAGGGCUGGACCCCUGACUCCUUGGGGGGGAAUUCUGUCCCAAGGGAGACCCAUGGAGUGGACAUUGGCAAGGUAACAUGGUACCCUAUUUCCUCUGCUCAUAUCCAAGGCACAAACUGGGUGUCGAUCCACAAGCGGGGACUUUGGGAUCCUCAGGUGUUGGGAAUAUGAACGGGACUUCCUCAUUCGCCUCGGUGGCUUCCUUGUUUGUCUAGAUGGCUCUUAAUUCUGGACUGUAUAGGCACAAGUUUCUAAGUUUCCACUUCUUGGAGCCCACCACCCUCAGUGCAGUGGGUGGAGAAGCUGACGUGUGGAGGGGCGGGUCCGCUUCCUCACCUGGCCCCUAGCCCUUACUCCUCCGCCCGCGAGGGGAGGAGCCAGUGGCCGCUCCGGCCUGGGGCUCUACGAGCUAUGGCGGGCUCUGGGUCGCGGCCCCGGAGCUGGGGCUGGCGGGAGACGGGCUCUAGGGAUGAGGCUGCGGCUGGUGGGCCCGGCUCUGGACAAUGUCGCUGUUCACAGGGUAGGCGGGCGCUGGCCGCCCCCCGGAAGCCGGCUGUGCCCGCCGCGUGGACACCCUUCAUGGAGGCUGAGGAAAUGCAUUGGCCUGUCCCCAUGAAGGCCAUUGGUGCCCAGAAUUUGCUGACUAUGCCUGGUGGUGUGGCCAAGGCUGGUUACCUGCACAAGAAGGGUGGCACCCAGCUGCAACUGCUCAAAUGGCCCCUCCGCUUUGUGAUCAUCCACCAGCGCUGCAUCUACUACUUCAAGAGCAGCACGUCUGCCUCCCCGCAGGGCGCCUUCUCACUGAGCGGCUACAACAGAGUGAUGCGGGCAGCUGAGGAGACCACAUCCAACAAUGUCUUCCCGUUCAAGAUCAUUCACAUCAGCAAGAAACACCGCACGUGGUUCUUCUCAGCGUCCUCUGAGGAUGAGCGCAAGAGCUGGAUGGCCAUGCUACGCAGGGAAAUUGGCCACUUCCAUGAGAAGAAGGAACUAUCUCUGGAUACCAGUGACUCUAGCUCAGACACGGACAGCUUCUAUGGUGCAGUUGAGCGACCUAUAGAUAUCAGCCUAUCUUCAUAUCCCACAGACAACGAAGAUUACGAACAUGAGGAUGAGGAAGACUCGUACUUGGAGCCUGAUUCCCCGGGACCCAUGAAGCUUGAAGAUGCUCUGACCUAUCCACCAGCCUACCCACCACCCCCUGUACCUGUACCUCGGAAGCCAGCCUUCUCUGACUUGCCCCGUGCCCACUCUUUCACCUCCAAAAGCCCAAGCCCCUUACUGCCACCCCCACCUCCUAAGCGAGGCCUUCUGGACACUGGCCCUGCCCCUGAGGAUGCUAAGAAGGACCCACUGGGCCUGAGGCGAGUAGAGCCUAGCCUCAGGGUGCCUGCUACCCCUCGGAGGAUGAGUGAUCCCCCAGUGAGCAACGUACCCACUGUGCCCAACCUCCGGAAACAUCCUUGCUUCCGAGACAGUGCGAAUCCUGGCCCAGAACCCUGGACCCCUGGCCACGGGACUAGCUCUGUCUCCAGCUCUACCACCAUGGCCAUUACCACCUCUAGGAACUGUGACAAACUCAAGUCAUUCCACCUGUCUUCCCGAGGGCCACCUACAUCUGAGCCCCCACCUGUGCCUGCCAAUAAACCCAAGUUCCUGAAGAUAGUUGAAGAAGCUUCUCCAAGGGAAGCAGCCAAGUCUGCACCUGUGCCCCCCGUAGCCCCCAGGCCUCCGGUGCAGAAGAUGUCCAUGCCUGAGGUUACCGUUCGGCCUGCAGUGCUGCCUAGACCAGAGAACACGCCUCUUCCCCACCUCCAGCGAUCCCCUCCGGAUGGACAGAGUUUCAGGGGCUUCUCCUUUGAAAAGGCCCGUCAGCCCUCACAGGCUGACACUGGCGAGGAGGACUCAGAUGAAGACUAUGAGAAGGUGCCGCUGCCUAACUCAGUGUUUGUCAACACCACGGAGUCCUGCGAGGUGGAAAGGUUGUUCAAAGCCACAAACCCUCGCGGAGAGCCUCAGGAUGGGCUGUAUUGCAUUCGGAACUCCUCUACCAAGUCAGGGAAGGUCUUGGUCGUGUGGGAUGAAUCUUCAAACAAAGUGAGGAAUUAUCGCAUCUUUGAGAAGGAUUCUAAGUUCUACCUGGAAGGUGAGGUUCUGUUUGCAAGUGUGGGCAGCAUGGUGGAGCAUUACCACACCCACGUGCUGCCUAGCCACCAGAGCCUGUUGCUGCGGCACCCGUACGGCUACGCUGGGCCCAGGUGACAUCAUUUCACACAGCUGUUGGGUGGAAGCAUCCACAGGGCCACAGCCCUGCCACAUAGAUGGAGACCGGCUUGCAUGGAAAGAUGAACAGGAGUGGCCUUGACGUCAGACCUCAUCGACAUGACACCUAGCCUCAGCAAGCAGGCUGGGUUCCAGGCUGGAGUAGGCCACAACUAAAGGACUGGCUGGAUGACUUGACCCAUCCAGCCCCUCCACGGCCCACCUCUCAAGAACCCAGGUCUGGUGCUAAGUGCUGCCUGGGCUUUGAUGGCACAAGAGCUAGUCUCUAUUACAUGCCCACUCUGGAGUGGGCUGGGACCAAGCAAGGCUGGGUUAGUUGAAUGGGACCUAAGCCUUGUCCUGGGACCCAUAGGAAUGCUAAGACAUAGGAAUGCUCAAGGAGGGGCCACUGCCUCUCUAUAAAUCAGAGAUGACCUUUGUCUCAAAUGACCAGGGCUUGAUUGGCACAGAGCAGGCAGCAGGCUCUACUGAGCACCACCAAUGUCCAGGUAGAGAGCUACCGGAGGCAGCCCUAAUGGGUGGUCUUUAGUCUUCCAGGGCACAGGCUGCUGAGGGAGCUAACUGGAUCCACCUGGAUCUCUCAGUCUUGCCUGGAGCCUGACCUUGAAAGGCCCAGUUAGCAGUUAUUGACCACCUAUGUGACUGGCCUGGUGCUGGAGCUGGUUGCCGGCUGUAAGCAGCCCCUAGUCCAGCCUGGCCAAGCUUAGUCUAGAGCACUCUAUGAGAUGCUGCCGCUGGAGGUGCUGUAUUCUGGGAUCCAGGAGCUUGGAAUCCAGUGGGGUUGGUGGGUCGGGGGUCAGGGGAAGGUUCCAGUAAGACUUCUUCCUGAAGUGCUGACGAGAGUAAAGUGGGACAGGCCAAGGAAAGGUGGGGCUAGUGGCAUCCACAUACCCCAAGUAGUUUGGGUAAUCCCAGUUGGUCCAGGCCACACCCCUGGCACAGCUGUUUAGACUGGGCUUUUUCUGUGAAAAUAAACGCAUCUGGAUGUCAGGGCCGGCAGAGACCUUGGCACCAUUGCACUUUAUGUUGGAGAA
This is a messenger RNA of Rattus rattus (black rat), 3725 nucleotides long. It is a transcript of the gene Sh3bp2, whose product is annotated as SH3 domain binding protein 2. The transcript has 13 exons. NCBI's taxonomy places the organism in Eukaryota, Metazoa, Chordata, Mammalia, Rodentia, Muridae. The record is from RefSeq and is a predicted model, not a curated record. The coding region runs from base 820 to 2670 and encodes 616 amino acids. Gene Ontology annotation, biological process: signal transduction. Gene Ontology annotation, molecular function: SH3 domain binding.